UGAAACUUGAGUUGAAUAGGAACAGUUUUCAGCAUUAAUGAGCUGCAAAUCAACAAGGCAUUUCAAAGAGGAAAGUCAGACACCCACCACAGGCAGCUGCUCUGUGAAUGUUGGCCUGAAAGCGAGCUCAGCCCGCUGCUUCAGGUUUCUCACAGGGUUAAAGAGGAAGCAGUUCCGCCCUCAGAAGCUGCUCAGGGCUGAGGUAGAAGACAAGCAGAAAGAAUAGGGAAGAGCUCAGCACCGGAGCUGUUUCUGUCCUAACUCUAUCAAGACGAAACUAGGUCCUAAACUACGCCGCCGGACUUCGGAGGACUUUGGUACCCAGGUGUGGCUCUGUCCGCUAACACGUCGUCAGGGGGAGAAAAAACAUGCGCACGAUAAGUUUGAGUCUGAAACUGUGCCGAUAGAAGUGCAGCGUGUCCGUGUUUGAAGCUCCGGUUAACGCUUCAGAGUCUGGGGGGAUUUUGGUUUGGGCUUUUUGGGCGAGACCUGGUGAAUCAGGCCUUGAGACGCUUUUUAAUCUUCAAAGAAAGUUUCCCCGUUAGGAAUGAGUGGGGAAGAAGAGAGAUUCAAACUGGUGGUGGUGGGAGGAGGUGGAGUGGGGAAGAGUGCCCUGACCAUCCAGUUCAUCCAGUCCUACUUUGUGUCAGACUACGACCCCACCAUUGAAGACUCCUACACCAAGGUGUGCACUGUGGAUGGGAAGGAGACUCGGCUAGACAUUCUAGAUACAGCAGGCCAGGAGGAGUUUGGUGCCAUGAGGGAGCAGUACAUGCGCUCUGGAGAAGGCUUCUUACUGGUGUUUGCUCUCAACGACCGGGGCAGUUUUCAUGAGGUCCAGAAGUUCCACACCCAGAUCCUGAGGGUAAAGGACAGAGACGACUUUCCCAUGGUGCUGGUUGGAAACAAGGCUGACCUGGAGCAGCAUAGAGUGAUCUCCAGGGAGGACGCUCAGGCGUUUGCCAGAGAGAACAAGAUCCACUACAUGGAAGCUUCUGCCAAGAAUCGCUACAAUGUGGAUGAAGCUUUUGUGGAGCUGGUGCAGAUCAUCAGACGGUUUCAGGAGAUGGAGAGUCCUCCUCCUCCAACUCAACAAACUGGGAAACAGAACAGUCGUGGCUGUCCCUGUGUCAUCCUGUAGGCAUCGUUACUAUGGACACCAAACUCUCAUCCCACUUGAGCUUGUACAAAGAAAUGUGUGUGUGCGCAUGUGUGUGUGUCAGAGUGAGUGACAGAUAAGGUCUAUCAACCAACCUUCCAGAACACUUUCUUUGCCAUUUACCAAAAACUUUUUUUUUGUUCAGCCUCUAAUUUUUUGUAUUAUUUUCAUGAGAAGGAUGUAAAGAGAAGGUUGUCUACAGCAGCAGAUAGAGAAACAGGAAAUGAAACUUGUCACAUCAGAGCCUGAUGUACAGAAGAAGAGCUGCCUCAUCAUUCAAUGACAGACUGCAUUCUGAAUGCAGACCCUGAGUGUAGAUUUGAGUCAGAAAGUAUUUCACAUUCUUGUGCAAUGUGGCACGCCCUAAACUAGUCAUGGGCUGUACUGUCAUCUCCCAUGACUUCCUGAGGGGGGCAGCAGAGCCUGACGGCUGAAACAACAUGCCUGCUUCGUAGUGUGCUUAUGCUUUGGGUUCUGUCUACAGUUUGAGGAGGUUUAUCACCGGUAGCCAUAGCAACUAUAAAUACUGUGGCUUCUCUGCUCUGAUCACAUCUAAAGUAUUUCACCUGGUGCUUUUGCAAUGCAUGGCCCACAUAAGCUUGGUGCUUUAGUGGGGAAAUUGUGUUUUUAUGAAAUAUUACAUAGACGUCAGCUGGAUGCAGUAUUUCUUAACAGAACUGAUUUCUUUAUUUGCACACUUAGGGCACUAAUUCAUCGACUACAGCACCUGUACUAUGGUAAGAGGAGAUUAUCAGGGUAGUAAUUUGCCACAGAAGCAGCAGUGAAGGCAGUAUUUUAAAAAUGACCCAGAGCUUUUGGAGUAGAUUGUGCUUCAGUAAAACCCCUAGUGUUCAUGUUUUAAAAGGAUUUAAAGUAAUCAUUUUAAAUCACACAUUUCUGCAUUUGGCUGAAGAAGUGGAGGUUAAUAGUUCAGUGCUUUACUGCAUAUGCGCUCCAUGAAACGAAUAAAAAAUAACCACAAUUAAUGAAGAACGAUGUUUUCUCACAGAUUUAAAGGACAAAAUAAAUUAGACAGCAGUUACAUGUGUAAUCAGCAGAGUUGGAUUUGGGUCUAGAGCAAGUUUUGGUUUCCUAACCACUAAGGAAAAAAUCUUUUAGUAAUGCAAAUUACAGUACAUUAAUAGGUAAUCCUUCACAUCAGCAAAGGAUUAUCUUUGCUGCUUUAAUGCAUUCAUUCAAAUAUGAAUUGAUUCAUGUUAAGUAGCCCAUAGACAUAUCCUAACUUGUUCAAGUUAGUAUAGUAUAGUCACCUUCAAGAUAGGUGACUAUCUUUUGUUCAAAAGAUGUUUCUUUGUGAACAUCUCCAUGCUGUUUACAAAGAAAUGUACUAUAAUUUUUUGAAAUACUUGAAUAUUGUCUAUAUUCAUAAAAAUCCCCAAAUAUUCAGGCAACUCAACUUAUUUAAGCCUAUAAAUUUGAUAUAAAGUACAAAGUUAACAAAAUACUCACUCAUUAAAAAAAAAAAACUAAUCAAAAAAACUUUUAUGGCCACCCUCAAAAAUCAGAGCCUUGGGCUACUGCCCCUGAAAGCCCAUUCCAAAGUUUUCCCGGUUAACCAGAGUCCUAAUGGAGGAUUGUCUGAUUGGAAAUGUGGGAAAAAUCCAAGAUUGUGAAAUCCUCAUGAGUCCAUUCACAAUGCUGUGCCUCUGCAAAGGAGGAAUGAUAUAUGUUGAUAAUAAUCUGCUGUAAUUUUCAUUUUAAAAAUAAUUUUUAUCAUUGUUUACCCCAAAGCAGCUUUGUUGUUUAAUUUUUUGUUGACAGUAUUACUCUCCAGCAGCAGCAGCGGCCCGGGGGGCGGAGCGUUCAGGGCCAUUUGGCUGCUGUUCAUAAAGGUUCAGGGUAAAAUGAAAAAACACAACCUGUACAUUUUAACUCAUAGACGAAUUAUUGGACAUGCAGAUAUACUUCCUACAUGAUGCUUUUAUUGGGGAUAGGUGAGGUGCUAUUUGUUGUUUUAUCACAAUGCAAUAAGGUACAGACAGCCACCUUUGUGUUCUGAUUAGUAAAUGGUUUAAAGUUGUUAUAAUAAGUUUUGUGAGAUGCAAACUACACUGUGGUCCUGGUGUUUAUUUCAGGUUGGAGGUGGUUGGUUCACCUUUUAUCUGUUUUACAAAUCCAGAUGAUUACAGCGAAGCCUCUCAUUUAUUUGGUUUCCAACAUAAGAAGGGACGUGUCGUUCAAAGCUUUACCUGAAACUGUAGCAAACAUCACUUUGUCCUGGAGUAUAAAACAAUCAGUUUUCUUAUAUGGCAAUGUUGUCAGCAUAUUAUCACCACUUUCAGGAGAUCAGAAGGAAUUAAUGUAUAUACUCAAAUCUUACAAUAGACAAUCAAAUUAGGCAUAUUCU
Xiphophorus maculatus (southern platyfish) is the source of this 3527-nucleotide messenger RNA. It is a transcript of the gene rras, whose product is annotated as ras-related protein R-Ras2-like. The record is from RefSeq and is a predicted model, not a curated record. The coding region runs from base 548 to 1141 and encodes 197 amino acids. The transcript has 6 exons. Lineage: Eukaryota; Metazoa; Chordata; Actinopteri; Cyprinodontiformes; Poeciliidae. Gene Ontology annotation, cellular component: plasma membrane. Gene Ontology annotation, biological process: signal transduction. Gene Ontology annotation, molecular function: GTP binding; GTPase activity; GDP binding.